This is a messenger RNA of Triticum turgidum subsp. durum (durum wheat), 357 nucleotides long. Lineage: Eukaryota; Viridiplantae; Streptophyta; Magnoliopsida; Poales; Poaceae. The record is from the annotation of a GenBank genome assembly.
AUGACGAAGGGUACCGGCAGUUUCGGCAAGCGCCGGAACAAGACCCACACGCUCUGCAUCCGCUGCGGCCGCCGCAGCUUCCACCUCCAGAAGAGCACCUGCUCCUCCUGCGGCUACCCCGCCGCCCGCAUCCGCAAGUACAACUGGAGUGUGAAGGCCAUCAGGCGCAAGACCACUGGCACUGGAAGGAUGAGGUACAUGCGCCACCUGCCUCGCAGGUUCAAGAGCAACUUCAGAGAAGUACCGAGGCUGCCCCCAGGAACAGGGCCUCGGCCAACUAGGUCUGGAUUUUGCCCCAUCAGGAAUCCCGUGAAGCUAGAAUUUAAACACUUUUUGCUUGGAUUGUACUCCGCCUAA